CAUCAUACCACCUAAAUAUGGACGAUUCAAAGCAAGAAAGCAUCAAACAACCCAAAGAUGAUAACUCUAAACUUGUCAAAGAAUUUCAAAAAAUGAUAAAUGAGGAUGAGAAGUUAAAACAAUUCGCACAAGAGAAAUUCCCAGACAUGAUCGGCAAGGAAGCUGUUAAAGAAGAAACCCCUGCUGAUGAGAAGCCAGAAGGAGAUAAUGAGGAACAGAAGAAGGCGGAUAAGGACCUAGAGUCUAUUAUUGACAUGAGAAUACUUGAUAUGCUUCGUCUUUUAGAGGAGUACAGAAAGAAAUGAAUCCAUGUAGAUGAUGAUUAUGUAGAAGCUCAAAGAGCAGAAGAGAAAUUCAAGAAGACUUUAAAUAAAGCAACUAAGAAGCAAAGAGCUCAAAUUCAAAGUUUUCAAGAGAAAGAACUCAAGAGUAUUGAAGCGACUCAGAGGCAGCAGUUUGAAGAGUUCUCAAAAGCAUGGGAUGAAUAUAUGGCUGAUUAUGAAGCUACUGCUUUCCUCUCUCUUGAAAAGUUAAAAGAAAGACAGAUGAAAGAAUACGAAGAAUUUAAAGCUAAACAUGACAAAGAAGUCAAGAAGAAAAUGAAAUUUAGUAAAGAUAUUCUUGACCUCAGACACAAGCAGGAGAAGCUAAUUAAACUUCAACAAUACGAAAAAGCUGAAGAUCUUGGUGAGAAAGCAGACAGGCUGGAGAAAAAGGAAAGGCAAAAAAUUGAAAAGCAACUGAAGAAGCAAUGGGUAAACAGUAAAAACAAACUUAAAGCCAGUCAGGAAAAAGCCCUUACUGCCUUACUCAAGCGAAUUCAGAGAGAUAAGAAUGAGCAACUGAGGCAAAGACAUGAGGACUCUCAGAAAUUAAUUAAAAGAAAUAGAAACUUAGUGACUAACCUCCUUUAUAAGCAGAAUAUUGAGACUAAGAAAGUAAUCGACCAGGUAGAGCAAACUUUGAGAAUGACAAAAAUGGACAAGCUGUUUACUCCAGAUAUGUCAAGGUAUAAGACAGCUUUACCAUGCAAAAGGAAGAAAAUAAAAUAAUUCAAUCCUAAUUUAAACUUAA
Moneuplotes crassus is the source of this 1074-nucleotide messenger RNA. NCBI's taxonomy places the organism in Eukaryota, Ciliophora, Spirotrichea, Euplotida, Euplotidae. The record is from the annotation of a GenBank genome assembly.